Molecule: messenger RNA, 1350 nt
Organism: Pyrus x bretschneideri (Chinese white pear)
Lineage: Eukaryota; Viridiplantae; Streptophyta; Magnoliopsida; Rosales; Rosaceae
Product: protein RGF1 INDUCIBLE TRANSCRIPTION FACTOR 1
Source: RefSeq, a predicted model, not a curated record
GUACCACCUCAAUAAAUGUUGCCAACCCUCUCUCCCCUCUCCUUUGUUCUCUCAUUGGUAAGGGGCGAUACUUGUGUAUCGGUAUUUGCCAGGCGCCGUUUCUCCAUCUCUCUCCCCCUCCCUCUCUCUCAAUGUCCAAGUUUUCUCUCUCUACGAUGAGGGCUACUACUCCCUGAACACAAUUGUCACACACCCUCUCUCUCUCUCUCUCUCUCAACAAGAAAGGAAAAAAUGUUUGGUCCUGCAAAUCUUCUUCCCCACUGGCUGGAGGUCCUGCUGACUGAGAAAUUCUUCAACGCUUGCAUAAUUCACGAGGAGGCAAAGAAGAACGAGAAGAACGUCUACUGUCUGGACUGUUGCAUCAGCCUCUGCCCUCACUGCCUCAGCCCCCAUACCUCUCACCGACUUUUGCAGAUAAGGAGGUAUGUGUACAACGAUGUCAUAAGGUUGGAUGAUGCUGCCAAGUUAUUCGACUGUUCUUCUAUUCAAUCAUACAUAACCAACAGUGCAAAAGUGGUAUUUUUAAACCAGAGGCCAACAAAGAAUUGCAGAGGCUCCGGCAACGUCUGCAGCACCUGCGACAGAAACCUGCAAGACCCAUAUCUCUUCUGCUCCCUCCACUGCAAGAUUGAUCACGUUAUAAGAACAGAAGGUGGCCUUUCCAAGUAUCUCCGCGAGUGCAAGUUCAUGGCUUUACCUGAAUCCGGUUUAGACGACGGUCUGAUGACACCUGACUCGGUUCUCAAACCGGGUUCAACCCGAACGUCGUCUGGGUCUUAUGGGUGUGGCGAGGUGAGUUGUUUGGCCUUGGCCUGCACUGCCACGACCGAAAUUGUGAGGAAAAAGAGAAGUAACAAGUCCGCAUAUCCGGCUGCUUGUCGACCGGUUUUUUUACCCGUGUCGGAAAUCUCAGCCCGGUUGAUGAACCGGAGGAAGGGGACUCCACACCGGGCGCCACUGUAUUGAGUUUGUGCAUGAAAUUGGACAGCUGAUAGCAUGAGUAAGUAAAAUCAUUUGCAGAGCGAUUUUAGGGGCAUGGAUAUGUAAACCUUUGGGAGGUUGGUAUACACUCUUGUGGCUUGGGGAGGGAGUCUUCUAGACGACCGUCACAAAUUAUUAAAUAGAUGACACUUAAUUAUGGUUAAUUUUUUGGUGCCAUUUUUCUUGUUGAUUGGUGAGGUGAUAACUUUGAAGUAAAAUCUCUCCCAAUUUUGUGGUGGGGCUUGUAUUUCCUCUCUCUGCUGUAUUGAUUAUGUUAAUUUCACACCGUUGGACGUGUCUCUCUUUUGCUUCUUUUUACAGAGUAAUGAUGACUAGUGACACUGUGUUGCAGUGUGUAAUGGUGGAACA